UGAUGUGUAUGGCGCUAUACUGUCCUAUGAUUCUUGCCUGAUUCUUCAUUAUAUGAUAUAACAAAACUGAUUCGCUCCUGAAUGACCAUUCUUAAAUAAAUUUUCCAGUCAUUUUUCCUGGAGAAGGAUAUUUUCUUUUAAGAAGCAAAAUUUGUGUCACUGACAUUUACACAGCAAUCUUCAAGAGUAUGUAGCAAGUAGCAUGUAACGGUGUGUAAGGGUAACGCUGUCAGUGCUUAUCACUUUUCACUGCUGAUAAAGAUACAAACGACGCUUGUGUUUGCCCGCGAACAAAUUGUUCUUUAAUCAUCCUUUGUGCAACGUAUUGCAAUAGACAUGAGACAUCUUUAUUGCAUAUAAAAGGAAUCGUUAUUGCGUAUCAAAGUAUUCGUACGAGACAUGGUAAACUAUUAAUACCGUGCGAAGUGCUUUUAGAGACGUUUCUUUGUCCUGGUGUUCUUUAUGUUCGUGGUUAUCAUAAUCGAGUGACAUAAUAAUAUUAAUAAAUAAACUUCGACAUGUGGAAACCAUUCGAGCCUGGCAGUUCGCCAGUCGACUGGUGCGAACGUAAUUAUAGUAUUUCAUCUAGUAUCGCAGAAUUUAUGAACACGUUGAGUAAUUUGGUGUUUUUGUUACUUCCUCCUAUCCUUAUGCACCUGUUCAGAGAUUAUGGAAGAUUCGUAAAUCCUGGAAUUCAUGUAAUUUGGUUUCUGUUAAUGAUAGUUGGUCUCAGCAGUGCAUACUUUCAUGCUACCUUAUCUCUUAUAGGUCAAUUGUUAGAUGAACUAGCCAUUUUAUGGGUAUACAUGGCAGGUUUCUGUAUGUUUUUUCCAAGAAGAUAUUUCCCAAACAUUUUACACAAUGAUAGGAAACUUCUUUCUAUUUGUGCAAUGCUACCAACUCUUAUUGCAACUGGUUUAUCAUUUAUACAUCCUGCAAUAAACGCAUUUGCAUUGAUGAGUCUUGGCAUACCAGCAUUUGGCUUUAUGAUAGUCGAAUUAAAAAGGACUAAGUCGAUGAGGGUUUAUAGAUUGGGUUUAAGAUGUGGGGCUGUUUGGUUGCUAGCAGUUGCUUGCUGGUUAAACGAUCGAUUAUUUUGUGAUACCUGGUUGAACUUAAACUUUCCUUAUUUACAUGCACUUUGGCAUUUAUUUAUUUUCAUUGCAAGUUACACAGCAGCUGUACUUUUUGCUUAUUUCUCUGUGAAGGAUGAGAAACCACAUCAAUCACCGGUGUUAAAAUACUGGCCAAAAGAUGACUUCGAACUUGGCAUACCAUAUGUAACAAUUAGGAGUUAUGUUAAGCUAGAUACAAACACAAAUAUAUAAAUAUUAAUAUUAAAAUUAAGAAGGCUGCUUUGCAUUUAUCAAUCAAGGAUCUUAAUUUUGAAGACAGUUAGAAAAAGAAUAUAGUAGACAUUUGGAAAUAUGUUUACUUUGCUUAUUCGAAUGACUUAACUUUGUAUCAGUGAUUUUACAAAGAGACAUUUAUAUAUAUUUUACAUAGCAUAUCUGUUUAAAUUUGUGAUACUACCCUAGAUAUUACUUUUUGUACAAAUAUUAAGAAAUUAGUAAUCUAUCUUUAGAAGUGCAAUAUUAAGAUAAAUCAUGCAAAACAUUUAUUCUCUUAAUGAACAUAAUUCGAUAUUGUUCUAAUAUAUUUGUGUAUGCACAGAGAGGAUGCAGUAUUGAACUGAAAUGAAGGCAAUGUUAACCAUUA
This is a messenger RNA of Megalopta genalis, 1719 nucleotides long. It is a transcript of the gene bwa, whose product is annotated as alkaline ceramidase. NCBI's taxonomy places the organism in Eukaryota, Metazoa, Arthropoda, Insecta, Hymenoptera, Halictidae. The record is from RefSeq and is a predicted model, not a curated record. Gene Ontology annotation, molecular function: hydrolase activity, acting on carbon-nitrogen (but not peptide) bonds, in linear amides. Gene Ontology annotation, biological process: ceramide catabolic process. Gene Ontology annotation, cellular component: membrane.